AUGGCUGAGGUGUUAUACGUCAAUGAUGCCUCUGCCGUAACUCCACAUACAGUUUUGAAUACGAACCUGGCCGAGUCAUUUGGGUCGUUCAAAAGCUUAGUAGCAUAUUUGUUCAAGAAAGGGAACUUGGAGGUCGAUUCAAAUCGUGCAACUGUGGUUGUCUUGAACAAGAUCUCCCGAAAAGUGAGUGGAAGCAGAGCUGUCGGAUUAGAUGCUCUACCAUAUGAGGAUAAAGCCUUGUUGAUCGAGUACUUUUUUGAUCAUUGUAAUCCUAUUGUCGUAGAAAGUGAAAAAUUGCAUGAUCAUCAAGCUGUUCAACACUUGAAUAUUGCUAUCGACAGUGUAAAUGAGUUAAUAAAUGACAGGAUAUCUAGAGUAGCGGUAUGGUGUGGUGUGGGAUCGCAUGGAGUUGAUGACGUUUAUACAAGGGAGAAUGGAACUAGCUCAGUCCCCCACGAUGUCAUUGCGACGAUGUCUUCAACGUUAAGUUCCACCGCGAAUAAAUCAAGUGAGACUAUGAAUCGCCUCAUCAGGAUUAAGAGUCUUAUUUGUAAGGAAAUAGAUUUUAUAUCGUUGUUGUCAGACAGUUCUCCACGUCACUUAUCGAAGCUCUGUCAUUUAAUCGGACACUGGUCUUUUCCUGCUCCUGAGUUAUCUAACGACGACUUAGUUUAUUGUGCCUACUUAAUCAUUACUUAUGCAUUAAAUCUGCUUCGUGAAGUGACAUUUAAUAUUCCUACAGCUAAUGAAUUUCUUUGUCUCAUUUUCAUGGUUAGAGAUACCUAUAGAAAUGGCAAUCCUUUCCAUAACUUUCGUCAUGCUGUCGAUGUUCUACAAGCCUGUUUCCAUUUUUCAAUCAGAUUGCAUUGUUUACCUUCGUUCAAGCAACUUGAGGUCGACUCAAAAGCUGACGAGACCGUUUACUUGUCAGGUCUCAAAAGACCCGAAAGAUCUACCAUCUUGGCCCCGUUACAACAGAAAGAAGAUGUUUCUCCUCCUUUAACUCCAUUGGAAACAUUAGGGUUAUUGGUCGCUGCCUUGGGCCAUGAUCUGGGCCAUCCGGGUGUUACUAAUGCCUUCUUGAUCAAGUAUUCAUCUCCAUGUUCUUUAAUAUUUAAUGAAAGGUCAAUUUUAGAGCUGUUUCAUGCGUCUGUUUUUGUUAAUAAAGUUCUAAAGAUAAACUGGCCCUCCUUCUUGAAUGCAACCGUUGACGAGGCCGAUAAAUUGAACAUCGGCACUUUGAUCACUUCUUCCAUCCUUGCCACGGAUAUGGCAGAGCAUUUCGAAUACAUUGAAAGAUUGACCUCGUUCAAAUAUAAAAGAAUAUCUAAAGAACCUCUGAAUGUGAGAUUAAUAUCAUCAUUGCUAAUAAAAUGCGCAGAUAUCUCGAACGUUACCAGACCUUUGAGAGUAUCCUCACAAUGGUCUAUGCUAUUGUCGAGAGAGUUUGACGAAAUAAAUGUGUUGGAAAGAGUUUUGUCAAAUCAACAAGUUUCAAAGUCUGAACUUGAAAUCAACUACGAGUCUGUUCCCGAAACAGUAGAUGAGAUUAUUAGAGCCAGUCCGGGUAUAGCAAAUGGUCAGUUGUUUUUCAUAAAGACAUUCGCUGUUAGCUUAUUCAGCAACAUAUCCGAAUUACUACCAGACCUAACAUUCACCUACGACAUAGUAAAAGAGAAUCGAAGUAUUUGGACACGAUUUAUGAAAUAA
This is a messenger RNA of Priceomyces carsonii, 1710 nucleotides long. It is a transcript of the gene PDE2, whose product is annotated as 3',5'-cyclic-nucleotide phosphodiesterase. The record is from RefSeq and is a predicted model, not a curated record. Bases 1 to 1710 code for a protein of 569 amino acids. Gene Ontology annotation, molecular function: 3',5'-cyclic-GMP phosphodiesterase activity; 3',5'-cyclic-AMP phosphodiesterase activity. Gene Ontology annotation, biological process: cGMP catabolic process. The transcript has a single exon. Lineage: Eukaryota; Fungi; Ascomycota; Pichiomycetes; Serinales; Debaryomycetaceae.